Jatropha curcas is the source of this 2795-nucleotide messenger RNA. Its product is annotated as Pentatricopeptide repeat (PPR-like) superfamily protein. NCBI's taxonomy places the organism in Eukaryota, Viridiplantae, Streptophyta, Magnoliopsida, Malpighiales, Euphorbiaceae. Gene Ontology annotation, molecular function: protein binding. The record is from RefSeq and is a predicted model, not a curated record.
ACGUAGUUUGGUCACUGAUAUUUUCUCUUGUGACUGGUUCUUGUAUUGCUGUAACGAACAACGAUGUCCAAAGGACGGUUCUAUUGAAGCCUCAUAUUUCCACUCAAAAUCUCUACAGCCAAAUCAGGUGCAAUCUAAUUUUCUAUCUUCUGUUAAUAAAAAACUGUAUGAAUACUGAGCCAAAGCUUUCACUUUUCUGUUUAUCUUACACACAAAGUAGAAACUACUGUGCAGAGUCUUCCCUAAGAGUUUAUAACAUGUUUUAUAGUUCUUUAACUGACAUUUGCAUUCUGGGAUUUCUUAUUUUCUGCUAAAUUAUAUAGAAAAUGCAAGUUUUGAGUAUGUGGCCAUCGAAAGGUGGCUUAUCCAUGGUGCCCCAAUUGGAUUUUGAACUGGGUUCUCAUUAUUUUCCUAGCAUUAGGAGGGAAAAAAGAUGGGGUCUUGUUGAUAUAGCUUUUCAUGGUAAAACUUCUGGUCUUUUAAUGGUUUCUAGCAAUUCAAGGUAUGAUAGAAAUGGAACUUGUGUAAACUCAAGUGGUUUUCUCUCCAAUUGUAGUAAGUUAAAAUUUGCUCUCUUUUGUGAGCCAAAGAAAGGAUCUUCUGGGUCAUCUGUUGCUAUGGCUUCUGCAUUGGAGCAACAACAGAUUGGGAAUAAGUUUCAUGGGGGAGAAUCUAGUUUAGAUGAUGGGUUUCCGGGGAAGAGUGAAAUGGUUAAUAUUGAUUCUCAUAAUUUAAAUAGACUAGAAAAUAGUGAUGAUGAUAAUUGUAACCUGGAAGAAAAUAGCCAUUUAGAUUUUGGAAGUGAGGAAGAAGUUAGGGAAGAGAAGGAUACGAGAAUUGAUGUUCGUGCGCUAGCCUUGAGCUUGCAUUCUGCUGAAUCGGCAGAUGAUGUUGAAGAGGUUCUCAAGGACAAGGGUGAAUUGCCUCUUCAAGUUUAUUCAUCCAUGAUCAAGGGUUUUGGCUGGGACAAGAAAAUGGCAUCUGCAUUUGCUCUUGUUGAGUGGCUCAAAAGAAAGAAGGAAACAGGCAGUAUUAUUGGUCCAAACCUGUUUAUUUAUAAUAGUUUAUUGAGUGCAUUAAAACAGUCUGAGCAACAUGAAGAAACAGAGAAAAUUUUGAAUGAUAUGGCUCAAGAGGGAAUUUUUCCUAAUGUGGUAACUUAUAACACUUUGAUGGGCAUUUAUGUGGAGCAAGGGCAACCUACUAAGGCCCUUGAUAUUCUUGAGGAGAUACAUAAGAACGGUUUUACUCCAUCUGCUGCAUCCUAUUCUACUGCUUUGCUAGCUUAUCGAAAAAUGGAAGAUGGGAAUGGAGCUUUGGCGUUUUAUGUAGAUAUAAAAGAGAAAUAUAAGAAAGGUGAGAUAGGAAAAGAUUCUGAUGAAAAUUGGGAAAAAGAAUUCGUUAAGCUUGAGAAUUUCAUAAUUCGUAUUUGCUACCAAGUGAUGCGGAGGUGGCUUGUGAGGCAUGAUAACUUUAGCAUCAAUGUUUUGAAACUUCUGACAGACAUGGAUAAGGCUGGACUUAAGCCUGGUCGGGCAGAUUAUGAGCGUCUUUUAUGGGCUUGUACCCGUGAAGAGCAUUAUAUCGUUGCAAAAGAAUUGUACAGUAGGAUCAGAGAAAGGUAUUCUGAAAUAAGUCUAUCAGUCUGCAACCAUGUCAUUUGGUUGAUGGGAAAGGCUAAGAAAUGGUGGGCAGCAUUGGAGAUUUAUGAGGAUUUGUUGGACAAAGGACCAAGACCAAAUAAUUUGUCACAUGAAUUGAUCGUCUCUCAUUUUAACGUUUUACUUACUGCAGCUAGGAAACGAGGAAUUUGGAGAUGGGGUGUUAGGUUAUUAAACAAGAUGGAAGAUAAAGGCCUUAAGCCAGGAAGUAGGGAGUGGAAUGCAGUUCUCGUUGCCUGUUCCAAGGCUUCAGAAACUUCGGCUGCUAUACAGAUAUUUAGCAGAAUGAUUGAACAAGGUGAAAAGCCUACAAUUAUUUCGUAUGGUGCAUUGCUCAGUGCCCUUGAAAAAGGAAAACUCUACAAUGAGGCUGUACGUGUGUGGGAACAUAUGCUUAAGGUGGGUGUGAAGCCUAAUGUGUAUGCAUACACUAUUAUGGCUUCAGUUUAUGCUGGACAAGGAAAGUUUGGACAUGUUGAUGCUAUAAUUCAUGAAAUGACUUCAUCUAGCAUUGAGCCAACAAUUAUCACAUAUAAUGCAAUAAUCAGUGGAUGUGUGCAGAAUAGUAUGAGUGGGGCAGCAUAUGAGUGGUUUCACCGUAUGAAAGUGCAGAACAUCUCACCGAAUAAGAUUACAUAUGAAAUGCUGAUUGAGGCUCUUGCAAAAGAUGGUAAACCUAGGAUUGCAUAUGAGUUGUACUUGAGAGCUCAAAAUGAGGGCCUUGACCUCUCGGCAAAAGUUUAUGAUGCAGUUGUUCAUUCCUCACACAUUUUUGGAGCUACUGUUGACAUAAAUGUUUUAGGACCUCGGCCGCCAGACAAAAAGAAGAAAGUGCAAAUCAGGAAAACAUUGACUGAGUUCUGCAAUUUAGCAGAUGUUCCUAGGAGAAGUAAACCAUUUGAUCGAACGGAGAUUUAUCCUGCACAUUUACAGAAGGAAAAUAAUGAUUAAUUUAACUACAAACUUUGUGUCUUUGUAUCAUACUGUAUUCUUUUGUAUCUUUGUGUAUUUGCUUUGUAGGCAACUGCAAUGCAGUGCCAGUUUUAGGAAUGAUUUGUUUACUUAUAUGUAAAGUUAUACAAACUUGAUUACUGGACAGAAUGUUGCUUGGAAGUAUACUUCUCCUUUUCACUA